AUACAAGCUAUUAUUAUAGCACAAAAUCACUCUAUCAAUGUUCAAAGCUGGAAUUCUACGUGGCUACUCAAUUGUAUUGUAAGAUAAUUUCUGUUUGGAAAUUCACUUGUGUUAAAUUAAAACACAGGCUAUAAGAAUGAGUCAAGAUAUUGGGCUACAUAGAUCAACUGAAGGUUGGGAUUUGUCUGAAGAAGAAAAACAAACUCGUAGAAUAGUAUGGUGGACAGUUUAUUUACUUGACCGCUGGUACAGUGCAGGGACAGGACAUCCAUUGACUGUCUUUGAUGAGGAUUGUGAUGAAACUUAUCCAUCCGAAAAUGUUAGCAUGGAUGUAGUUAUGGACAUUACGACAGAAGAUGACCAGCAUUUACCAAGAUUUCCUUCGUUAGAUCAAGAUCUUGCUGAUAGAGUAAAAGACCAUUUCGUUCCUUUAAAUCAGCCUUUCAUUCAACUCUUAAAACUUUCCAAAAUUUUGGGCCUCAUCUUACAGGGUUUAUACUCUCCUCGAGCUAAAAAACAUAGCGAAAAAUAUGGAAGUGAUGCUAUUGUUGCUUAUUUGGACGAUGCAUUGUCCAAAUGGAGAUUGUCUUUACCUCCGCUCCUACAAAUAGCAAAACCAAAAGGAGAAUGUUUUAUUAACAAGACGUAUAUACCUAUUGUUUCCCCUUCAAGUCUGCUUUCCUUAUCCUAUUAUACUCUCUUGAUUCUCUUGUAUCGACCUUUUAUUGAGCGGGUAAACAAGAAGAAUAAUGAUAUACUAGAAAAAGACAAGCUUUCCUCUCAAGGUUCACUUGCAAUCUGUAUCAGCGCAGCUAUUCGAAUAGUAGAAAUUGCAGAAAGUAUGCUUUAUCGAGACUUUUUGAUGUUCUCUUGGGGAUUUGCUUUAUAUCCUGUAUUUACAGCGGCAUUAAUUCAUAUCCAUAACUGCUCAAGUUCCAGUGAAACAAUAUCUAAAGUUGCAAAGGCACAUCUUGUUCGUGCACUGGCUGUUAUUGAUAAGCUGUGCUUAUUAUCUCCAAUGUUUUUGGGCAUGGCGCGCAUUCUAAAGAAAAUAGUUUCCAUCAGUCCCUUCUUUAAAAAUGAUACUGAAUUUCUAGCUUCUGUAAAUUUUCAAAAGGAUGCAAACCCUUAUCUAUCUUUCUCUGAUCAAGAAGAAAAAGAAAACGAAUCAAUAAGCUUGCUGGAAAUUGCCAAAAACAUUAGUAAUGCGGAGAGAAUAGAUCUGAUCAAAAGCUACUGGUUUCCAAAAGACCAAGGUCAAGGAACAAAUAUAACAAAAGACAGAUUGCAGCCAGAACCUGAUAUGGAUUGGAUAAAAGAACUGUAUACACCAUCUGAACAAACUGCAUAUCUACAAGACCCUUUUGAGGUCUUCGAUACAAGUCCUUUAGGAAAAGAGCAGUACAAACAAAAUAUUUGUAAUAUGAAUGCUUAUUCCAUCCGUCAAUUUGGUUUAUGUAUGCAAGCACCAGAACUGCAACAACAACGACAACAGCAACAAAAGCAACAACAGCAACAAAAGCAACAACAGCAACAGCAAGCAUUUGCUAAUCUGCAUCAACCCUUUAGCGGGCUUAGUGUUCCUUCUUGUUAUGAACAUCCAGCCACAAAUACGUUGUUUGAGCUUGCAGACUUUUCCUUCCUUUUUCGUCAUGAAAGAUCAGCGAGUGAUAUGAAAACUUCCGCAGCUUUUAUGAGCCAAGUUACUCCUGAAUGGUCCAUCAACAAUCAAGCCGGAUCCACUACCAAUCAAGCCUCAAAUAACGUGUCUUCAGAACAAAUUUCUUCAAUGGGAAGCCAAGAUCCUCUGGCGCAGUUUAGACAUAGACCGGAUAAUCCGUUUUGGGGAAUUCCUAGUAGUAUUGAACUUGAAGAAUGGAAAGCUUUUGUUCUUCAAUACCAACAACAAAUGAAAGAUAUUUAAUAAGAUCAUCGUUAGUUUAUUGUUAUCGCUUGUUUGUUUUUUAAUGACACAAAUUAUUUUUUUUUAUUAAAUACAGUUGAUAAUAGAAAGAAAGGAGAUUGAUUAAGCCAAAGCAAUUUGUGAAGGUUUGACAAAGAUGCCUCUAUUUGGAGAAGUGGUAAAAUAUCUUUUUCCAUUUAGGAACCCAUCGUUUGAGCCAACUAAAGUAACGUUAUGAGUAAAAUGCUGUAUUAUUUAUGCAAUAAAAUAAUUUUACCACUUCUGUCCAACUCCAGACCCAAGAAGAUUUCAUUAUUAU
Messenger RNA from Gilbertella persicaria, 2222 nucleotides. RefSeq names its product fungal-specific transcription factor domain-containing protein. The record is from RefSeq and is a predicted model, not a curated record. The transcript has 6 exons. The coding region runs from base 137 to 1924 and encodes 595 amino acids. Gene Ontology annotation, biological process: DNA-templated transcription. Gene Ontology annotation, molecular function: zinc ion binding; DNA binding. Lineage: Eukaryota; Fungi; Mucoromycota; Mucoromycetes; Mucorales; Choanephoraceae.